AUGUCCGAGGUAUCGACAAAAGACGAAGCAAAGACCGUUAUCAAAGGACGGAGUGUAUCGGGUCGAGCGUGGAAGAAUCGAAACCAAAAGAGAGCUUCGUCGCUGAUCAAAACAUCAUUCAAUGGGCAAACGAAAACAUGGGAAGAACGUCAACAAGAAAAGCUAGCACGGAAAGAAAUGCUUGAGAUGCAAAAAGAACUGCAGGAAGAGAGACGGCAAUCUAAAAUCACAAAGAAGGAGCGCAGAUUAGAAAAUGAAAAAAGAAGAGCCGAAAAUGAAUUCAAGAAUGCUCAGAAAUUCACAAAGGCACUCAACAUCAACAAGUUGCCGUCGACAAUGAAAGCCAUGUCCAAGAAGCAGCUACGACAAAUCAAGAAGACUCGUCUCAAUACCAAGACUGGUGUUGUGGAAUACGUUCCAGCAUUUUCGAAGUAA
Molecule: messenger RNA, 435 nt
Organism: Cylindrotheca closterium
Lineage: Eukaryota; Bacillariophyta; Bacillariophyceae; Bacillariales; Bacillariaceae
Source: the annotation of a GenBank genome assembly